GCAGGCACAGACCGAGAUACACACGCUAGAGCAAGGAUAUCGGACAACGAAGCCAAAGCUUUCAUUUCACACUGUAGUUUUUCUUAGAAGUUUCGUGAGCUUGGCUUGCUUUGGAGCUUCUGCUUUAGAGUUUUAUUGACAGCCCUGUAGUUUCAUUUCUAUUUGCUCCUCCCUCACAAAAUGGCGGAGAAACCAGAAGAUUUGAAUUUACCAGCGUCAGUCGUCACUCGUAUCAUGAAGGAAGCUAUUCCAGACGGAGUUGCUGUCUCGAAGGAGGCUCGGCAGGCGAUCAGCAAGGCUGCGAGUGUCUUUGUGUUGUACUGCACGGCAUGUGCUAAUUCACAUGCGACGAAAGUCAAGAGAAAGACGUUGUUGGGUGCCGAUGUCCUGGCGGCCAUGGGUGAUAUGGAAUUUGAACACUUUGUUCCUGACCUGAAAGACAGCUUGGCAGCAUUUCGCAAGGACCAGCAGGAAAAGAAGGAGACGGCAGCAGAGCGGCGCAAGGCUGCUCAAGCAGCGGCUGUUGGUACUGGUUCUACGUCCGGUGAGGCUGACUCUGCGGCGACCAACGGACAAGGCGCAGGUACUGUCUCUCCCGCCGGUGAGAAUGGCAUGGGUGCUGACGGCAGAGCAGAUGAAGACGGCAACCCAGACGAGGUGUAAGCAUACCCGUUCGCUCUUCAUGAUAUGUAAGUGUGGCCGUGUGUCCGGCAGGAUCAUGGCUGGUGAGCUACCCUGCACUGGCGUUGUCUCCCCUUGACUUUCAUUGCUACUGAACUCCGCUUUGUGGUGCAGGAGGUACUACGGGCCAUGCUGAUCUACCUCAGCUAUGCCAUCUUCCUCUGCAUUCUAGUUGUCACCCUAACAGCUCCACAGCCUUGGUCCACACUCCUUGAGAAUGGUUUUCCAGAGCUAUUUUUAUUCUUUCGCCUUACUGUACGGUUUUGGAAAACUGUGACGUAAUGUGCGGUCUUAACCCUAUGACUCUGAGAACUGUGCGUUUUCGAUGCUUUUGGGGAUGGUGACUUGUUGCCUAUGCUGCAUCGAUACUUCUCCGUAUGAGCUUGAGUUAGCCUUGCGCAGUAUCUACCUGUUGCUGCUGGUGAUGAUCUUUUAAUGGGUAUGUAUCCGUGUCUGUAUGUAGUGUACUUAGCAAUGUACAAUUUGUACUAACGGCCUGUAAACUUUCAACACUUUAGGUAACGGCCUAGAUGCUCUCGGAUUGAUUUUUUUUUAAAUCUUGUGCAGCCCAGCUUCUUUGCUGCGAUUGAUGCGCAGUGUUGUAUGUCUUGUCGCUUCUUCUGCCCAUGCCUCUGGUCAUGGGACAUGGUAUUUUUUUGGCCGCCAUAACAUCAUUGCUAAUAGGUGCGAGCGAAUAUAUCUGGACUUUUCAUUCUUUGGCCACCAGGGAGAACGUCCGCUACAUAGGCUUGAUGCAAUUGUCUAAAAACUAACCGGGUGGUAAUUGGGCACUUUUAAAGUUUAUUUGAUCGAACACGUUGUCAUGGUUGUUGUGAUCGCAUAAUUAUACUAAUUUUGGAAGCAGCCGGCCUUCUUUUUAGAAUUACAAGCUAGGCCACCAGUCA
Molecule: messenger RNA, 1586 nt
Organism: Sycon ciliatum
Lineage: Eukaryota; Metazoa; Porifera; Calcarea; Leucosolenida; Sycettidae
Product: DNA polymerase epsilon subunit 3-like
Exons: 4
Coding region: 181-663 (160 amino acids)
Biological process (GO): heterochromatin formation; leading strand elongation; DNA damage response
Cellular component (GO): epsilon DNA polymerase complex; CHRAC
Molecular function (GO): chromatin DNA binding; protein heterodimerization activity
Source: RefSeq, a predicted model, not a curated record